Lottia gigantea (owl limpet) is the source of this 1003-nucleotide messenger RNA. RefSeq lists its product as hypothetical. The coding region runs from base 5 to 922 and encodes 305 amino acids. The transcript has 8 exons. Gene Ontology annotation, molecular function: histone binding. NCBI's taxonomy places the organism in Eukaryota, Metazoa, Mollusca, Gastropoda, Lottiidae. Gene Ontology annotation, cellular component: condensed chromosome, centromeric region. The record is from RefSeq and is a predicted model, not a curated record. Gene Ontology annotation, biological process: mitotic chromosome condensation; meiotic chromosome condensation.
GGUAAUGCAGUAUAUUAUUGUGUAUUAUUAUGUUAUAUUAGAGGUUAUUGUAGUGUAUAAUGUAGUGAUAUGUUAUAUUAUUACAAGGGUAAUGCAGUAUAUUAUUGUGUAUUAUUAUGUUAUAUUAGAGGGUAAUGCAGUAUACAAUGUAAUGCCUGAUGUUAUCAGUCGACUCUCAGAUCCUGAUGUUGGUGUAGAUGAAGAAAACUUCAGAAUUAUAAUGAGAUAUUUAUUUAGUUUUAUACAGAAAGAUAAACAAUGUGAAAGUUUAGUAGAAAAAAUAUGUCAUCGUUAUAGAGCUACUAGAGUUGAUAGACAGUGGAGAGAUUUAUCGUUCUGUUUAUCAUUGUUAUCAUACAAUGAAAAAUGUUUACGUAAACUACAAGAGAAUUUACCAUGUUAUGCUGAUAAAAUGGUUGAUGAUGAUGUUUAUAGUUGUUUCUGUUCUAUUAUUAAUAAAUCUCGAACAUUCUCUAAACCUGAAGCCAAGGCAUUAAUAGAUGAAUUAGAAGAAAAGUUAGAGAAAUGUCAUAAUAGAGGUUUAGAAGAAGAAGAGAUAUGCCAGAAAGCCAGUACUGCUUCUGAUGCUGCAUCAAAAUUAAAAACUAAACAUAGAACUCCAGGCAAAGGCAGGAAAACGCCUGCCCGAGGAAGAAAAAAUAAAGAAAAUGUACCAUCAGAUGAUGAUAGUCCUAUAGCUAAUCAAAAGACACGAAAUAAAAGCGGAAGAAAAUCCAAGCCGAAGGUAUCAUUUAGUUCAGAUGAGGAGACUGAUGUGGAAUUAUUUGAUAUAGAUGACAAAGGUGAUGAAAAUGAUGAUUUGGAAGAAAUUUUUUCGCCAAAACCAAAUUCAGCCAAAAAGUCUUGUAAUGGACGUGUACCGUUAGGAAAUAGACAGUCAUCACAUAGUACUGCAGAUUAACAUAACAUUACUAUUAAUGUGUAUUUAUAGACUGUUUUCAAUUAAUUCUUAGGACUAUCAAUAAAUCUGAGCUUUAAAUGU